Molecule: messenger RNA, 1287 nt
Organism: Exophiala spinifera
Lineage: Eukaryota; Fungi; Ascomycota; Eurotiomycetes; Chaetothyriales; Herpotrichiellaceae
Product: ribosomal protein S2
Exons: 1
Coding region: 1-1287 (428 amino acids)
Biological process (GO): translation
Cellular component (GO): mitochondrial small ribosomal subunit; ribosome
Molecular function (GO): structural constituent of ribosome
Source: RefSeq, a predicted model, not a curated record
AUGGUACCUCUCCCCCUCUGUAAUCCACUGGUUGGUCGAUGCUCACCCAUUUCCCUAGGCCGCUCUGCGCUGUCGCAGUCAACGCGGACCAGGGUAAGGUCGUAUGCGGACAGCAGAAGUGUCGACAACCCGACCUUCCGACCGUCAGAACGAGACCCCAAACCUCGUCCCGCGAUACCGGGCCACCCCGAUGAACCGUCCAGCAUUCUCGACAGCACCAGCAAGCCCCCUACGGCGGCGACGCGGACGGUGGAAGAAAAGCUCGAAGACCAGAAAAAGUCGAUGCAAUCCCUCCACGCCGACGUCAACGCCCACAUCAUGGCGCGGAUCCAGAGCUUCCACAGCGAGCCCGCCGCGCCGCUCUCGACGAGCGAAGUCAAGAGGGAGAGGCCGGCGCCCCUCGAGAAGCCCAAGCGCGUCGACACCACGCCGUUCAGGAACCUGCAGGACCUCAACCGGCACCGCAGGCGCGAGCAGAGGGAGGCGCGCAGAGUCACGCACCUCGUCCAGACCUACGACCCAAACUCGCUCCUCCGGGACCCGCCGACGCCGUCCAGACUCACGCUGCCCAUGCUCCUCGCGAACCAGACGCACCUCGGCCACGCCACGUCGCUCUGGAACCCGGCCAACAGCAGCUACAUCUUCGGCGUCAGGGACGGCAUCCACAUCAUCUCCCUGGACGCGACGUACGCCUACCUCCUGCGCGCGGCCAAGGUCGUUGAGGAGGUCGCGAGGCGGGGCGGCAUCAUCCUCUUCGUCGGCACCCGCGACGGCAUGGAGGACAUCACCGUCAACUCGGCCAGGCUGGCCGGCGGCUACCACAUCUUCCACCGUUGGGUCCCCGGCAGCUUGACCAACGGCCAGCAGAUCCUGGGCUCGGGCCGCGUCAAGGUCGUCGACAUCCACGACAACGAGCUCGAGGAGUACAGCAGGAAGUUCACCCCGGGCAACCACACCCCCAUGAGGCCCGACCUGGUCGUGUGCCUGAACCCGCUCGAGAACCAGGUCUGCCUGCACGAGUGUGGACUGUUCAGCGUGCCCACCAUCGGCGUCAUCGACACGGACGCCAACCCGACCUGGGUGACCUAUCCCAUCCCCGCCAACGACGAUUCGGCAAGGUCAAUCGCCCUCAUCGGUGGCCUGUUGGGCCAGGCGGGCAAGGAAGGACAGAGGCGGCGGAAGCUCGAGGCCAUGCGUGGCGAGGCCACAUACCCCCACGACCAUCUCGGCAAGCUUUUUGAACAGAUGGACUUGAGGGCUUCGAUGAACGCCGAGUCAGAGCAGUAG